CGGCCAGAGCGCACGUCCCGGCACCACCCCCGUCGCCGCUCCGCUAAAGCCUUCACCACCUCCAACGCCGCCGGCACAACAAACUCUCGGUGCCCUUGUGAUACUAUUGUGCUUCUGAUCACGCCGACAUCGGACAACCACUUUAAACACAAGUCUGCCUACGCUAAUUACAAGUCGUUGAGGGAAUCAGACAGUAGCAUAUCCGGGCCCGACCUGCGAUAAAAGUCUAUAAUGUGGUCGGGCGUGCGCCCACGGGGUGUGCGUAGAUUGUGUACUUAGUACGCGCGAGUGGUGGGAGGUGGGUGACAGCAUGCGGGUGUACUGCAUGGUCUUGGCGGCGCUGACGCUGCGCUCGGCGGCCGAAACUGCGCCGCGCCGCUACGCAGCGGAGUGGCGCGGAGCGCGCGACCGCGAGCUAGCGCACGCGCGGCCCCUGCACGACCUCUUCGACCCCGAGCCUGAGUCAGCGGCGCUAGCGCCCGCGCCUGUGUCAGCGCCGGCGCACCAGGUCCCACCGUCUCUACCCGCUGGUGCUCUCCACAAAGAACGAAGACGCAACCGAGCCUGGUCUAAACGUGCCCCACGCCUCCCUUCGGAGAUCGCGAAUCAGAUGAUGCUACGAGCUUCGCGGUCCAGUCGACCUUAUGAUGUACCCCAAAUUGAAUGCCCUCCGGCCGCAGACGGUAUGGAGCGCUUCGCGUGCCCCACGCCGGACCGGCAAGGUCGCUAUCGAUGCAUCGACGAUCAUGUCCUCUGUGACGGCUUCAUCGACUGCCCCAACGGCGAGGACGAGGAUCGGCAGGCCUGCAUGUUCUACAAGACGACCAAGGCGCACCUGGACGUGCUCGCGGACGCGCUACUGCGGUGGGCACGCGGCCGCUAAGCCCCCUCCCGGACCCUGACCCAGUGCUCCACACCCCACCACAUCUCCGACCUCAUCAUUAUAACCCUCAAUUGAAAAGCCAGUGUGCUCUUAUGAAUAGCGAACGCUGCGGUUUAUUUUCCGAAGUUCCGGACGCGACCAGCUGUUUACUCGUAGACGAGUUGAAAUGAACGUAAUGAAACAUAUCAAGUAGUGGUUCAGCCUAUGCCAAAAAUAUGACCACUUAAAGUGUAGUGUGUAAGGAUUCCGAGCGUGAACGGAUAAGACGAUUCUGUAGGAGAUGCGCGACAGUGCGUCGUUUGGAACGAGGAAGUGUUGCUCUGGUUUCGUCCCAAGUAAAGUAACCUCUCCGCAGCAAUUUUACUUUCCCAUCGAUAUUUCGUACUUUCUAGCAUUUAUUAAACUAAAAUGUGAGACUGGUAGUCGACAUUGUUAGUCGGUAGAUCGUUAUAUUAUUAAAUAUAGAAUAGUUCUUCAUCUAACGAAACAUUGUUUGUCGAUUUAUUGAUGUAUUUACCUUUUUACUCUGUUAUUAGUUACAGCAUUCCACACUUUUUGAUGGUUGUAAUAUAGAUAAAAGCUCUAAAAUGUAUAUAAUACGAAUACUAUAAAUGAUUUGUGUAUUUAAUUGGUUAACUCUCGCGGCCUACACGAAACGAAGGAAGCUUGUCUAAGCCGCUAGUUGCGCCUCGCGGCUCACGACAGCCCUGCACAUUCCAAGUUUUGUCAAAACGCUUUUGAUAUAAUAAUGUCUCUGCAAACUUAAAUAAACUUCAUCUCGAAUAAGGCAGCUACUGUAUAUUGGUAUGUAAAACAUUAGUUAUUAAGAUGGCGUUUUAUUCAUUAUAUUACUUUUAAGUACACAUAAAUUAUCCAAGUCACUAAGUUAUAACAUUUUAUUCUGUAUAUAAUAUUCCAUUCCAUGUUGUUAACUUUAUUUGGGUUACUUAAGUUUACAACAUAAGUAGCACAACGUUAUCGACUGAAUAUUUAUCUUAUCUGAUUAAUUUUAUAGAUAUUUAAUUACUGGUGUUAAGAUUAUUUCAUAACAGUGAUCGACACCAUCUAGUCAAAUGAGUUCCUGAACGAAAACAUGUUACAUAGUUUUAUUAUAGACGCAUUGUCUAUAAUUUCCCUGGAAUUUAUUGCCCAAAACUAAUCAGUACGAGUACCUACAAUUGUACAAGAUUUUUCAAUGCUUGAUUGAUGCUUCCAUUGUUGAAUUCGUUGUCACAAGAGAUUUGGAAAUUCAAUUCCGAUGUAAAUUAAAUUUCUUGCGAAGGCCUUUUCUUCCAAUAGGUGAUGAUAGAAAGAAAGCAUUUAUUUUCCUUUUGUGAUUUUUUUAGCCCCUAGAUUUUUCAAAUAUAUUUUACCCUCCAGUUCACAUCCGCUAUGUUAUUAUAAUAAUGCAUAAUGAUAGAUAUAAAAUAUUAUUUAAAUAGAUAUUACUACUUAACUCGAUGUUAUAAGAUACAUAUGUCAGUGUAUCUUUAAUUGGGGUACCCAAUACCCAUAUAUUAUAUAAGAUAACAAAAUUAAAUUUAAAAGUCAACUAGUAUAUGAGAAUAUAGUCAAAAAUAUCUUGAAUGGAAUAACGUUUCUAUAUAAGUAAAUAAGUGAAGCUUUUAGGAAUAUCGUAAUAGAUGUAUUAACGGGUACUGUAGAAGCUCUGUCUAUGUUUAUAGGUAGGUAAAACGUAUUUAAUGGAAUCGAAUGCACCAAACCAAGUAGCAAUUAGUAUAUUUUUAAGUAUAAGCACCGUUUUAAUAAUUGUUGGGAACCCUAGUAAUGCCAUAAACUUUUUGUCGUAUUUUAUUUAAUUUUAAAUCCAUCAUAAAUGAAGCGUGUAAAUUAAAGCGCAGAAACAUUACUUUUAAAUAAUAUAUAUACAACUAAUUCUAAAAGGGCACCACAAAUGACAUUUGGGUGACGAAACCUCGGCCGCCACUGAUAUAAAGUGGCACAAAAUACGAAACAAUAGAAUUUCCCUGUGUCGGAGGCUAAGCCGCUGAUGUAUUAAGUAAGUAUUUAUUUAAAACAGUAGGUAUAUAAUAAAUGGCAUAACGUUUAUAGAUAUAAAAGAGUAAGUACCUAUAGAAUAGUUAUUAUUUUUAGAAUAGGAUGUGAACUGAAGUGUUAUUACCACGAUAAAGAUUUUGAAACUAUGGAGGCACAUCAAAGCAAUACAAAAUAUUUGAUAUUAUAGUUUGCUUAUUUGAAUACAAUAUCCAGAUGACGCAAUAGAAAUAUCAUGUUACAAUUUUCAACCCAAAUAAACAACGUUAUAGUCUGUUAGAACACAAGUUCUUGAGCCAGCAGACUCAGCGGUGUUUAUAGAACCGUUUUGAAUCGUUUGCAUGUAAACUUAAUUUUAUACAUAAAUACCACACUGCAGACAAUUGAUAAAUUGUUUACUUUUUAAUGUUAUUGCUUUGAUGAUAUAGUUUCAUACAUACUUUAUCGUUUUAGUCCAUCAUAAAGCCUCUAUCUUGAACUAUUAAUAUUUUUCAUCAUUAUGAUACAUUGUAGGAUUUAACUGAUUGUUUUUUUUUUUCACAAUAUCAAAAAGUAAUUUAUCUAUUCAUGUUACUAUAAUAUUACAUAAUCUUUGUGGCAAUAAAUUCACAAAAAUAACUUUAAAUUAAAUUCAAUGAUACAGACAUAAAAUUGCAGUUCAGUUGAAGGAAAGACUCACCCACCCAGAGAGUUAGCUUGAAAUAUCAGACAGCUUCUUACAUUAAUACCAAAUAUCAACUGGAUGGCAUCACGAUGGCAUCUCAUAACAUUUCAAUAAUCAAAUAACCUCGGGUGUUAGGUACUCUAGUGUCUUUUAGUAAAGGCAUGUCAGGUAUAUAUUGACUGAAAACACUUUCCAAACUAUACCCUACAGAUUUUGUGUUUAGUUUGUCUGCAUUGAAAAAAAUAUGAUCUAUCGAACACACAUAUUAAAGUGAUUUCAUUCCGAUAUACUGUUAUAUACAAUAUCAUCUAAUGUACGCUGUACGUACGUACGUAAAGUACGAACAGUAAACUACUGCUUGGUUCGAUAGGCUCACAUGAAACUGUUUAAAGCAUUAAAUAAUAAUAAAUAAAUAAAUAUUAUAGGACAUUCUUACACAGAUUGACUAAGUCCCACAGUAAGCUCAAGAAGGCUUGUGUUGUGGGUACUCAGACAACGAUAUAUAUAAUAUACAAAUACUUAAAUACAUAGAAAACACCCAUGACUCAGGAACAAAUAUCUGUAUCAUCAUACAAAUAAAUGCCCUUACUGGGAUUCGAACCCAGGACCAUCGGCUUCGCAGGCAGGGUCACUACCCACUAGGCCAGACCGGUCGUCUAAAUUAAACGUUAAUGCAUUUUCAAUUGUUUUAAACGAUUUAUUUUCUCAGUGUUUCUAAACACCGUCAUUGUCCUUUACUGAUUUAAUUUUGUCGUCAAGGAGUGUGAUUGUACAUAUUUUAUUAGAUUGUAUGUUACCUAUAAUGGAUAUAUUAUUAAUGUAAUUGCACCGACAUUUGCCUGUUUUGUAUGUGCACAGCAAUUUAUUGUGAUAUUUUAAAUACUAUAGGAUAAGUGCAAAUCAUGAUCUCGCGGGUAGACUAUGUACCUAUCAAUGUGAUUAUUAAUUUACAUAUAAAUUAAAUAUGUAUUAUGUGAAAUUAGUCUCUAUUGAAUAUGGACGCGUCUUAUUUAUAUUAUACCUAACUAGUUUAGACCGGCUAGACCAUUCACUUAUUUAGCCUCGUGUAAUUUUGCUAGAGCCUAUUUAUGCUUGCGUUGUGCGGCAUCCCCCCUAGAAAGACUGUCAGAUAGCCGGGUCAAACUAUUAAAAAUUAAUCAAAUGUCAGAGGCUGUUAUCACAUAAAAGGUUCUAUUUUAAACUAGAGUGGACGCCGCAUCACAGAUCUGUCACUGUUUCUAUUUUAUUCGAAAUCUUUAGCAAUUUUCGUCAAUUUUAUGGAUACUUGUGUACGUAGGAAUAAAUAAAAUAUGAAGUGCUAAUCGUUGUCCACCGUCGUCCUAAGCUGUAACUCCGCGAGGUCGCGGCGCUACGCUUGCGUUGCGGCUCGCACUAUUAUUUCAUUGCACCUCACCACUAUGAUAUUUAUCUAGUUAUUGUUAUAAAAAUAUUUAAUUAACUAUGUAAGCACACGACUACGAGCACAAUUUUUCUACACAUUUAUUAAGUACCUUUAACCUGUAAGAAGGUAAAUUAAAUGUUGAUCAAGGUUUCUAGUCACUUUUAUAUAUCGCAAAUUACAUGCGACAAAUACAGAUAUUCAAGAAGUAACAACGUAUGCUCAUGGAAUCUUCCGAACUCAGUUCAAAGUACAUAUUUGUAAUACCAACCUAUUUCUCAGACAUGAUAUAUUAACAAUAAUCGCUCAAAUGGGAAAACUAUUUCGACGAUAUUUAUUGUUGAAGUAAAAUAUUUUUAGAUGUCACCCUUGAUAGUUAUCAUAAACUACAUCAAAUGCUUUUAAUUUGGUCAAUUACUAGAUGCUCUGACAAAACGCUACAAAGAUUUUUCCGCAAGAAACAUGCAAGUGAUGAAAAAUAUAAAAAUAAUCAUCCGCCAAUUUUCUUGAUGGUAGUUGUUACUUUAAAAAUGCAACUAUUUUUGUAGAUACAUAUUAUCUAUUUGAUUACCACUAGAUAGAGAUUUACAUAGUAUAUAUUUUCUCAUAUUGUUACGUUUGCCGAUGGAAAGACAAACGAAUCUUCAUUUACGCACCAUGAAAGUCACUGACACCGCAGCUCAUUGACGCGCUGUUAACCUCGCUGCUACGGAAAUACUGCGCGUCUCCAUCCCCUGCUGACAUGCAUCCAUUCGGGCACGGUCUUCCACCACCGCGAACCCUCCACGGAGUCCUUGUUGAUGACGGAACACACGCGAGUAAUCUCCCGGCUCAUAUUGUUAUCGCCGGUAGGCUCGAAAUAGACGUUCGUCGUUGCGCUUCACUUUGAAGUAGCGAGCCAAUUUCGAAUACGCGUGCAUAGUUAUGUUGGUACGCAGUGUGGUCUCGUAUUGCUUGACCGGUUCUUGCACGAUAAACGAGCGCAGCUUACCAUGUUAAAGACGGUGAUCGCCAAAGUACCUAGUGUAUGUUUCGGCGUACGGUCCUUUGCCCUUCAUCGCGUAAACGAAAUUCAACACGUCCGGUAUGUCAGGUAGACCAGGGGCAGUCUUCAUGUAGGUAGAGAUUGUAAAAUAUGCCCAGUUGGACGUAAAUGCGCGACAGGUCACGCACGUCCCGUCUGAUGUCUUCGAGCAGUCUGGAUCGGUGUUGGGGCGAGAGCACAGGACACAGUGUGGUGCACAGACAGAGUUUGACGACGUAGACAUCUAGGGUUUGCGCUGCGCCAUCACUCAAUUUACGUUUUCGAAUCGGAGGCAGGUAGUUGGUACACUUCGCAGAGCUUCUGCGAUGGUGGUCUAUACUCUAUACCACCGCACGACUUGCACUGUUUCUUCUCCAUUACUGACGUACGUACGGACUGGGUAUGACGCUCUGUUAAAAGAUAUUCGCGGUAUAUUCAGUUUCCGGAAAUAUGAUGCCAACAGGACUACAAGGGAAUUUUCCUUACAUUGUUUAUCAUGUUGGAAUCAAGCUUUAAAAUCGAAAUAUAUCUCUAGGGGGCUCUACACUGAAAAAAUAUGAUCUAUCGAGCACACAUUAAAGUGAUUUCAUUAUGAUUAACUGCUAUAUUCAAUAUCAACUAAUGUACGUACGUAACGUACGAAGAAUAAACUUUACUGAUUGGUUCGAUAGGCUCAUAUGGAACUGUUUAAAGCAUUAAACGUUAAUGCAAUUUCAAUUGUUUUAAACUAUUUUUUUUCUCAGUGUAGUGUUUUGUAACUAUGAUGACGUGAAUAAAUGUAUUUUCUUUUCUUUCUUUCUUUCUUUCUUUCUUUCCUUCUUUCCUUGUACCUAUCAUACUUCCGAGUUAUUUCUUUGAAUGUAUGUUUACCAAAGUUUCGUUUAUAUGAACGUAUUUUUGUGCAAACAAGAUUACGAAUUAUUUUUGGAAGUUAAGUUUCAGAGAAAAACCUUCAGAAAAUUGUAACUUUGGGAAAUAGCACAUUGAGAGAGACAUAUUCGGACUUUGUAUAGGUUCCCAACUCUCUCAUGCUUAACAUACCCAUCCUCGCAAAUGCAUUAAAAAAAAUGUUCGUACCUAACUAAUUAUCAAGCACAUACGGUGGAUUUGCCAAGAAUGGUAGAACUAGGGUCGGCAGAAUCGCGCCGUCAGCUCCGGUUUCAGUGGGUGUUUGGUCGACCUUAUUAGGUUCCCAUGUCAACAUGGAACUACAUAUAAACUUAUAAAUUAAAUCCCAAAGAUUCUCUUAAUAUUUGUAAUUGAUACGGUGCCAUGAUUCAGGGUACCGUUUUGCUGAUCCAUUGGCGUCGUACAGAGCUCUCCCAAGUGAAGCGACCCCCACACUUGCACGUCAAAACUUAAGGACCGUUACUGAAUACAAAGAACAUCGUACGUUGUGCUUUGUAUUAUACAUGUAUCUAUUUCUAUAUGAGUCGCACACACUCAUUUUAAUUAAAUUUAUCGUGUGGCAAUACAUUAUUUUACGCUCGAGUAAAAAAGACAUGUAAGUAUUAAAAGAUCAAUGUACUAGAUUCUUCGUUUUUGGCGACGGCCCUUCAUGUCUAUCAACUAAGUUUGAUAGUUUUCUCAUAUUCUCUGAGACUCUUGCGUUUAGCCGUGUCAUGCACGAGUUCACUUGACUUGUCAUUUCGCAGAAUAUGGUAUGCAACUCAUAUGGCGAUAAUCUAAUAAGUCAGGUGUAAUAUUGCUGAGUCGACCCUGUGUCUUAGCUAAUAUGUUACGUAUUAUAUUUUUGCGAUUUACUAGAAAUUCAUUUGCGAUAUAGAAGAGUUAGGGUUAACAAGUAGCGAAUAUGCAGUUAUUAGUUAGGAAAUUUAUCGAACUUCGAUUUAGCACACCGUUUUCUCCGCUUAAAAUAUUCAUACAAUAGAAGAACCAUUUUAACAAAAACUCUACAAAACUUUAACGGUAUACAGCCAAGCGUCCUCUGUAUAGCGCGGAUUGCUGGGACCUAAUUGAAACUCGUUGGCGGUCGGUCUCUUACGGCGCAUGCAUACAUUCACAAUACUGUUACAUACAAUGAUGUAUAUAUAGGUGCCUACUCACUCUAGGCGGCCUACCCGCUUUUGGCCUGGAUAUCCUAUUAGAAUUUUUAAUAAAUGAGAAUAUAUAUUUUGAAGCAUAAGACUAAGUCCUCCGCUUCAAUAAAUAUGACUUGUCUCUAAUUUGAAUUGUUUAUGUUUAUCAGAUUAUAGACUCAACUCAGACUCAUAAGUGUCACCUUAGAUUACGUCGAUUUGAUACGGAUCUCGAGUUCUAGUUACACUGUAUGAAUGAGUCAAAAUAUUUGUAAAACAAAUAUGAUUUAUUUAAUAUUAUAUAGGCUUCGACUCAGGAUCGACUUCGCAAUGUAAACGUGGCUUCAUAACGACUACGCUAUUUUGUAGGCGUAAUAUACUUUUGGACUAUUUAUUAUGUAUUGUUAAUUACUAUGUAUGUUGUAUUAAGAUAAAAAAUGAAAACAAAAAAUAAAUGUUAAUGAAUGCCUCAGCCAGUCA
This is a messenger RNA of Cydia fagiglandana, 8505 nucleotides long. RefSeq lists its product as uncharacterized. The record is from RefSeq and is a predicted model, not a curated record. The transcript has 4 exons. Gene Ontology annotation, biological process: positive regulation of MAPK cascade. Gene Ontology annotation, cellular component: terminal bouton. Bases 311 to 883 code for a protein of 190 amino acids. Gene Ontology annotation, molecular function: protein binding; transmembrane receptor protein tyrosine kinase activator activity. Lineage: Eukaryota; Metazoa; Arthropoda; Insecta; Lepidoptera; Tortricidae.